AUGUCUGCGGCGGUUCAGCAGCCAAGUUCGAACCCGGGACCUCAGGUCCACCCGCCCCAUCUCGCGACUAGUUUCAUCGGGGCACCACCUGUCCACCCCCCGGGGUUCAUCGGGGCCCUUCCGCCGCUGCCCAAUGCUCCAGUACACGUACCCAGAUCUCCGGAUGUCGUGCUACCUCUUGGACCCUCUUUACCUGCGGGUCAUCACCGCGAACCAGACUUAGAUGCACCGCCUAAUCCAGAUGUUUUGCUUUCUCUUCUCGCUCGCAAUAAACAUCUCGAAGAACUUGAAGAUGAUAGACAAUGUCAUUUACCCAUCAAAAAAGAACCGUCGAUACCUAAAUGUGGAGGUUGUCAAGAAACUAUUCUGGAUAAAAUAAUUCUAAGGGUAUUAGAUAGAUGUUGGCAUGCCAAAUGUUUGACAUGUCGAGACUGUGGUACUAGACUGACGAAUAGUUGUUUUGAAAAAAACGGCCUUGUAUUUUGCAAAAAUGAUUUCUACAAACGGUUCGGGACGAAGUGUGCGGGCUGUGACGAGGGCCUGGCACCAUCCCAGGUCGUACGGAGGGCAUCGAAUUUUGUUUAUCACCUUACGUGUUUCUCCUGCGCAUUCUGCUCCCGACAGCUGGACACCGGGGAUGAGUAUUAUCUUAUGGACGAUAGAAAAAUUGUUUGCAAACCUGAUUACGAACAAGCUAAAGCUAAAGAAUUAGCUGAUGGCGGAAGUAUAGACGGUGACCAACCAAAUAAAAGGCCAAGAACAACAAUAACUGCGAAACAACUAGAAACAUUAAAACUAGCGUACAACAAUAGUCCAAAGCCAGCGCGACAUGUCAGAGAACAACUGUCCCAAGAUACCGGAUUAGAUAUGCGUGUUGUACAAGUUUGGUUUCAAAACAGGAGAGCUAAAGAGAAGAGACUGAAGAAAGACGCCGGUAGAACGAGAUGGUCCCAAUAUUUUCGUAAUAUAAAAAGCGGUCCUGGUGGGCACUCACCUCGCAACGACAAGCUGCUAGACAAAGACGAGCUCAAAGUCGAUUUGGAUUCAUCAUUUGGUCAUCACGAUCUAAGUAACGACAGUUACAGCACAGUAGUAAAUAUGGGUCUGGAUGGAGACGGAUCAAGUCCGAGCGGAGGUGGGGGAAAUGGAGGAGGUGGUCCACCACGUGGUUAUUUAGGUGCAACGACACCCCCUUACUUAACAACAUCCAGAUCACCGUCCUUGCCACCACAAUUUCCUUAUCCUCCGGAUGCUGGCUUAUCUGUCUACACAACUCUCGGUGGACCAGGUGGAAUGGUACCAGGACCAGCAUCAGAUCUAAGCAACGAAUCGAGUGGAGGCGGUGGAGGUGGAGGUGGAGGCGGUUACCCAGAUUUCCCGCCUUCACCUGACUCCUGGCUCGGUGAAGCUCCUCAGCAUCCUCACCAUCAUCCUCAUUACGCCACAUAACCCAUUAAAACAUAAUUAACUAAGUAAAUUUAUUUAAUUUAUUGACUAACAACAAAUUAAUAAUAAAUAAUUAAACAAUUAAUUAAUUAAAUGUGGAGAUGCGAACAGCCGGAUUUUAAUUGAUAACUUAUUUUAGCUGGCUAAAUCAAGAUUAACAAAAUACAAUCCUUCGCAUAUUUAUAUAAAUAUAUAAAUAUAUAUAUAUAUAAUAUUUAAUAGAUUUAUAUUUAUGUACAAGUUCCUCGUUUAAAUAUUAACGCGACGUAGA
This is a messenger RNA of Microplitis demolitor, 1717 nucleotides long. RefSeq names its product LIM/homeobox protein Lhx3 (gene Lim3). Gene Ontology annotation, cellular component: nucleus. The transcript has 8 exons. The record is from RefSeq and is a predicted model, not a curated record. Bases 1 to 1449 code for a protein of 482 amino acids. Gene Ontology annotation, molecular function: DNA-binding transcription factor activity, RNA polymerase II-specific; RNA polymerase II transcription regulatory region sequence-specific DNA binding. NCBI's taxonomy places the organism in Eukaryota, Metazoa, Arthropoda, Insecta, Hymenoptera, Braconidae. Gene Ontology annotation, biological process: neuron differentiation; regulation of transcription by RNA polymerase II.